AUGGUGACCGAAGUAGCAAUAUCAUUUAAUACGUUACGUGCGCAGUUAGAGAGUGAAAAGAGUAAUUUGUUUAAAAUAGAUGAAAAUAUUAAGAAAAUAGUGCAAACCUCGGGGCGGUUUACUGACAGAUUCAAUGGAACGGGGGAUUACGCACGAGGUGGCCUUAGAGGCGCGGCGAGGAAUAACUACUCAGAUUUAGGCAAUCACUUUAAAAAUGACGACCCUCUGAAGCGCAAACAUGAAACCAAAACCGUGUUUAGUAGAUUGUCAGCGAGGGUGCAAGAUAGUGAUGGUGAGGAGGAAGUCCCUGACAAACGAGCCCGCGUUCAUUCCACUGUCUGUAAGGAGCUCCCCACUCGCGCGGCCGUGUUGCGGGCACAGGGAGACGAUGAACAGGCUCGCACGAGAAACAGAAGAAUAUUUGGUUCCCUUCUGGAACACUACAAAAGUUCAAACAGGAAGAAAUUGUUUUACAGACCAAGGAGGAAAAAAAGGCCCAGGUAG
Molecule: messenger RNA, 504 nt
Organism: Danaus chrysippus (African queen)
Lineage: Eukaryota; Metazoa; Arthropoda; Insecta; Lepidoptera; Nymphalidae
Source: the annotation of a GenBank genome assembly